Messenger RNA from Haliotis rubra (blacklip abalone), 3167 nucleotides. Its product is annotated as UV-stimulated scaffold protein A-like. Gene Ontology annotation, cellular component: chromosome. The transcript is spliced from 14 exons. Bases 521 to 2830 code for a protein of 769 amino acids. NCBI's taxonomy places the organism in Eukaryota, Metazoa, Mollusca, Gastropoda, Lepetellida, Haliotidae. The record is from RefSeq and is a predicted model, not a curated record. Gene Ontology annotation, biological process: response to UV; transcription-coupled nucleotide-excision repair. Gene Ontology annotation, molecular function: RNA polymerase II complex binding.
UAGUAAAUAAUGCUGAGAAAGUGAUUUGUUAGACUGACAACAGGCGACUUCAUAAAUGAGAGAGCUUAUCAUGUGACAAACUAACAGCAGAAUUUCACCAAGAAACGCCUCUGUUAGUUAGCCUGAUCUCUAAGAUCAGUAUUUAAACUAGCAAACAAGCUUUUACUGGGAUUUGGAGGGUAAACAUGAGAAAAGGAUGUAAACAAAAGGAUAUUAUCGGUACCGUCACGUCUGAAAAGAGGUUCCAAUUGAAGAUGUUGACAAGGACUAAGGACCUCUGAUCUUUUUGUGAUCUACAGCGUGGUGUCUGUCUCCAGCCUACAUGUCUUUUUAUUAUGUAUAUGUACAACCUGAAAAUUGUCAAUCAUUGAUUCAUUCAAUGACUGAAUGACUUUCUCGAGGAUUUGGUAAUAGCUUGAUAUGUAAGUAAGCAGUUGAACAUUGUAUCUCCUGGCAGUUCAGACUGGUGUGGAAAGCAAUUGGACAAUUUCCUGUGUAAGAUAUUCGUUACUUUACGACAAUGGAGGAUGCAGAUGAGUGCAUCGACGAUGCUCUCCGAGUGGAGAUGGAGAAAUAUGUUCAGAAACUCACCAUGUCAGGGAAACCAAAGCUUGAUGCUGAUGUCAUGAAACAGUUCAAGAAAAUAUGCAAGAAGUCCAACACCUAUGUGAAGCAUGCCUAUCACAUGCUGAUGAUUGAACUGGAGAAAAACCAUGCAGAGGUCCGUCUCUCCACCUUCCAAAUCAUUGAUGAACUCUUCAACCGAUCUCAUGAGUUCCGUGAGCUGCUCAUCUCAGACCUCCAGGUCUUCAUGGAACUUACAGUUGAUACCAAUCCUGAUAUGCCUCUUCCGCCCCCAAAGCCAAUCGCCCAGACAUUGAAGAGGGAGACGUUGAAGGCUUUCCAACAGUGGCAGGAGAAAUAUGGUGAAGCCUACAAGAAACUGGCAUUGGGAUAUCACUACCUCCGCAGCUGCAAGAUGGUGGAUUUCAAUGACAUCCGAUCAAGAACAAUAGCAGAACGACGGCGCUCUGAGGAAAAGGAGAGGCGAAAACAGAACAUUAUGCGUGUCCGCCUGGAGCGUGUGUUGAAAGAUAUAGAAGAGGGCGCCCCUGACAUGGAGAAUGCUGCAACAGAGGUGGAAAGCUGUCUGCAGUUACUGCUGCCAUCUCCAGACAACUUCUUUAUCUGUGACGAUGACGAUAGUGAAGACAUGCCCACUACAUCAGGGAAGGCGGAUGCAUUCAGUGAUACUGUCAAGCCAAAGGAAGAGGACAAUGCUAAUAAGGUGCCCCAACUCUCUGACAGUACUUUAAGAGAUGAAGACACUGUCGGCGCAUCAGGCUCAACAUCUCCAUCUACCUCUACAGCAAACACCAAAGCCAGUGAGCCAGCAGAGACAUCAACACAGCAGGAGAAAGAGGAGAAAGAGGAGGAGGAGGAGGAAGAGGAUGAUGACUUUGAGGAUGUCCCAGAUGCUGAAGGUUUAGUACAAGCUCAUGGUCUCGGAUCCCGCCAGUACAACAUCUCUAUUGAUAUGCAGGCAGUGGAGGCGUUUGUGCAGGAGACGGACGACAACAAGGAAAUCUUUGACAACCUAAAGGACUCUCUCUGUCUGAUAGCCAUCAAGUACAUCCCUCUCGUCGGGCGGUGGCUAGAGAUUUUGUCCAAGAAUGGCGGCUCUGAAGCAGACAUCAAGAAGAUGAUCGACCUGAAGAACAAACUGUUGUCCACCAAGACCAAGUGUGAUGAGCUCCGAGUCCUUCCUGCUGUUGAAAUCGCCAAGAAGAAUAAGAGGAACGACUCUGAUGAUGAUGAUGACUUCGAGGAAGUGCCGGAGAAGGAAGGCUAUGAACCCAACAUCCCACAGCAUCUGAGAGCUGAGUAUGGCUUGGAGCCCGUGUCUGAGUCAGUUGAGGAGAAGAAAAAAGCUCCCGAGAAGUUCAUGGCACAGAUGACUCCUCAAUUUUGGAGUAUGUCCGCCAUUAGUUCUUUGACCAGCUAUGAAGACCCAACGUCCAGGGAGGCCAACGUCUCGCGCCUCAAUUCCACAGAGAGUAGCAACUCUACAUUAGGUUACAGCGCAGGAAGGUCCAAGCAUCCGUAUGCUGGUACAUCAAGGGAGACAACUGCAGCAGGCCCAGGAACAUCAGGGAAUACAACUCCAGCCAAGAAAGCUCGAGGUGACGCUCCAGUUGUGCCUUUUGGUGCAGACCUGGCUUAUUGGGAGAACCCAGACAAGAUGGAGGCUCCUGUUGUAAUGAAGUACGACUCUCUCCAUCGGUUCUGGGUGCCACCAGAGUCGGAAUCUGAGAAGCCUAAUCCUUUAGAUAUUGCUGCAGUGAAAAACCGAACUUUCCACUUCACGGGAACCUUCGAACCUGUCAAGUGGAAGUGCAGAGCACCCAUGCCAAAUGGAGGACUUUGUGAGAGAAUGGACAGGGUCAAGUGCCCGUUUCACGGGAAGGUCAUUGCCCGUGAUGAGGAGGGGCGUCCGGCACGUCUCAAUGAUGCACUGGAGAUAGCAAAACAAGCAGAGAAGAAUGCUGAAGAGCAAGUGCCUGACUGGCAGGAUCCACAGCUGCUACGUGAAAUCGAGGCCAGCACUGGCCUUGACCUACAGCUCAAACAGUAUAAAGACAAGGGCAAGGGCAAAGGCAAGGGGAAGGGCAAGGGCAAAGGAAAGAAGACAAAGUAUGGCAACUUGACAGAUAUUGACAAGAUUAAGGAUACCAGCAGGUCCCGUCUGGAAAGGAAGGUCUUCAAUGCGUCGGCGGUGAAGCGUGUGACGAUCACGGCUGGAUGCAGCAGACUACCGACGUGUCCGUGACAAGUUUGGGAACCAGUUCAAUUAUUCUCUGUCACAGAUUUAACAGAGUCAUCACAGAUCUUGUGUCCAUGUACUUUGGAGUAUAUAUCUGUGGAGUAUGUCUUACACAUACAGCUCAUAGCACAUGCAUUGGACCUAUAUCAAGAGCUCAUGGCACGGACUUGGGAGUUGUACACAGAACUUGUGCCCACAGACUUUGGGGCUGUAGCAUAACUUAUACAUAGAGCUCAUGUCCAUACUCUUUGGAGUUGUAGACCCGUGAAGAUCCGGGUUAGACUUGAUCUUCAGUAACCCAUGCUUGUCAUAAGAGACGACUAAUGGGAUCGGGUGGUCAGGC